Molecule: messenger RNA, 2933 nt
Organism: Oncorhynchus tshawytscha (Chinook salmon)
Lineage: Eukaryota; Metazoa; Chordata; Actinopteri; Salmoniformes; Salmonidae
Product: collectin-12
Exons: 10
Coding region: 584-2806 (740 amino acids)
Molecular function (GO): signaling receptor activity
Source: RefSeq, a predicted model, not a curated record
ACGUUGGUUUAGCUCCCCUGCCCAACCCCUUUGAAAUGGUCUUUAAUGGGUACCAGAUUUUUCACCCAGUAAUCUAAUCUCUUGCCAGCAGUUUCUCAAGGUAUCCUACAGUUUGCGCUGAAAGGCAUCCUCACCUUUAAGGAGAGCGAGGAGUGUGUGGGGUGUGUAGAACGGAGCUGCACGAUCCUUCGGCUCUAAAAUGUUUGUGAGUUUGUGAUUGUGGUCAGCGCUGCACACUGGAAAGAGCCAUAUUCAAUAUAACCUAACACAAGCCACGGGUGCAUCUUCCAGCGCAACACGAAAUAUUACGAAUACGUGGAAAUUUAACUUUCUCUAUCCAGAUUUUAUCAAACAGUGUGGGCAAAUAACGGAACAAUGGGAUUCUAACGGGAACAUUUUACGGUCGUGCGCAGUCCUCAAAUUCUGAAUUUGGAUGAUCGGAACUUUUUUGUGCGAGCGUUUAGUUUGCUGUUCUCCCAGCAACUGAUUCAAACCUGCUCGUUUGGACUGAAUUUUGAGAUGAACAAAAAGUGACAUAGCGACUCUCAUCUCUUCUGCACUCCUAACAGAUUUAUACAACGCCAUGAAAGACGAUUUUGCCGACGAGGAGGAAGUACAGUCUUUUGGAUACAAACGGUUCGGUAUCCAGGAGGGUACCCAGUGUACUAAGUGUAAGAAUGAGUGGGCACUGAAGACCUCCAUAGCACUGCUCUACGUGCUGUGCACUCUACUCACCAUUGCUGUUGCUGUCCUCGGGUAUAAAGUGGUGCAAAAGGUUGACAAUGUGUCCGAAGGUAUCGAGAGCUAUGGGGGGAAGAUCAUUGCUGUGGAAACAGACUUGAAAAAGCUAGAUGACCAGACUGGCGAGAAGUCGGAGAACACCACCACAGAAAUCCAGGCCUUUAAGAACAACAUCUGGGCUCUGCAGAGGCAGCUGUCCGAGGUGGCUGAAAGGAGCAGUAGUAACCGGGCAGCCCUGGGUCGUCUGCAGGAUGCUGGCCAGGACAUGCAAGGCAGCCAGGGCUCCUUCCAGGGUCUGCUGGAUGCCAACACAGCCAUGCUGAGGUCCGUCAACGGCACCUUGCGGGCCUACGGCGGCACCAUGGAGGGUCUUCAGGACGACACGGCUCGGCUGCAGACGGAGCUCCAGGAGCAGGUUCGGCAGCAGGGCCAGGCCCUGUUCAGCAUCGGGAAUCUCAACCUCACCCAGGCCCAACAAAGGGGCCUGAUCUUGGCUUUGCAGAGGUCAGUGGACGACACCAGCCAGGCAAUCCAGAAGAUCCGCAAUGACUUCCAGAGCAUAGAGCAGACGGCCAGGCAGACUAAGUCGGACGCUGAUUGGCUGCGGGAGAAGGUCCAGAACCUCCAGGUGCUGGCCUCCAACGCCUCUGUCCUGGCCAAGGCCAACAACGACAUUCUGGAGGAUGUGGGUUCUCAGCUGACCUCGCUGUCCGGACAGCUGCAGAACACCUCCAGCCUGGCGGAGAACCACGACCAGACCCUCAGGGAGAUCAUGGACCAGCAGAGGGACCAUGACAACCUCACCUCCUCCAAGUUCGACCAGCUGGAGAUACGCCUGGACGAGUCGGAGGGGAGCAUCGACCGUGUCACGGGCAACAUCAGCUUUACAACCCAACUCCUGGGCGCCAUCAAUCUCAACCUCAACGAGCUGCGCACCUGUGCUGAAACGGUAGGACGCCACUCCGACUACCUGGCUGACCUGAACUUCACGGUUUUGGACGUGAGGUCGGACACCACCACACUAAGGUUGCAGCAGGACGACCUGGCGGCCCGCCUCGACAAAGAGGUCACCAGCCUCUCCAUAGUCAUGGAGGAGAUGAAACUGGUGGACAGCAAGCACUCACAGCUAAUCACCAACUUCACCAUUCUCCAGGGUCCACCUGGUCCCAGAGGCCCGCGGGGAGACAAAGGACCCCAGGGAGUGGCAGGUCAGGCUGGUCAGAAGGGGGAAAAAGGGGAUAAAGGUGGGCCUGGGGUGCAGGGGCUCCGUGGAGAGAAGGGAUCUCCAGGACCACUGGGACUAACAGGUUCCAGAGGUCAACAAGGCUCACGGGGCAACCCAGGUUCAAAGGGCUCCCGAGGGUCAGGCGGCAGGGCAGGACCUCCGGGUGCGAAGGGUGAGCCAGGAACGGCUGGGCUCCUUGGGAGAGAUGGACAGCCCGGUCCUCAGGGGCCCCAGGGCCCGCCGGGAGACCUAGGACAGGUGGGGCCGGCUGGGGUACAGGGACCCAGGGGAGUGAUGGGGCCUGUGGGGGCCCCAGGGCCACCUGGACUACCAGGACAUCCUGCCCGACCUGCAGCCAUAGCAGCAGUGCCUUUGGCCUCUGUCUCUCUGAAGAGUGACUCCCCCGCCCCUACAGUGUUGGCCCCAGGUUGUCCUCAUGAGUGGGUUGGCUUCAGAGACAAAUGCUACCACUUCUCCAGGGAGCUGCACAACUUUGACGAUGCAAAGAAAAGCUGUGAUGCCCAGACUGCAUCAAUGGUGAUCAUUAACGAUAUCGCUGAACAGAAAUGGCUGCAGAAGCAGACCUCUGGAAAGGGCUACUUCUGGAUGGGUCUGACAGAUAGGGAGAAGGAGAAUGUUUGGCAAUGGCUGGAUGGAACCGAACCUACCUUCACGAAGUGGAAGCCGGGCCAGCCAGACAACUGGAGCCACGGGCAUGAGAGAGGAGAGGACUGCGCAGGCCUCAUCCACGAGGGACUGUGGAAUGAUUUCUUCUGUGAAGAUCUCAUCAGCUACAUCUGUGAGAAAGCCAUGGAGAGCUCAAAAAGUCCAGGGUUAUAGCACCCUCUGGGGAAGAAGAAAAAGAAGCACAGUUGAGUCAGAGGCGGUGUGGUGAGCUGCAUUAUGUUCCACCCACAAGUGUAACUAGCCCUCUGACACACUUUUGCAUGGAUAUGCUGUAUGGAGA